Messenger RNA from Halichondria panicea, 1485 nucleotides. RefSeq lists its product as uncharacterized. Lineage: Eukaryota; Metazoa; Porifera; Demospongiae; Suberitida; Halichondriidae. The transcript has a single exon. The record is from RefSeq and is a predicted model, not a curated record. The coding region runs from base 391 to 1485 and encodes 364 amino acids.
CUAGCACAUCACCUUGAACAAUCCCCUGGAAAUGCAAUGUAUACAUCUAAGUUUUCGCUGACAUCGCUUAUAGAGGCCAUUGCUACGUGGUUACGCUGAAAACUGUUGAAAAGUUUAAGAGAGAGCCCUUUUUUCUCUAUUUUAGCAGAUGAAUGUGAAGACAUCAGCACUCAAGAAGAGCUUUCGAUUUGCUGCCGAUGGAUUGUAGACGGUCAAGCAGAGGAGCACUUCAUAUCAGUCUUGCACGUUCUUGCUUGUGACGCUGAAACCAUCACUGAGGCAAUCGAGUCUUUCAUUGCUUCAAGUAAUCUUCAGUACCGAAAAUUGGUUGGACAGGGUUAUGAUGGAGCUGCUGUAUUUUCAGGAUGCAGAAGUGGAGUACAAGUAAGAAUGCGCACUCAUGCUGCUCAUGCUGUGCACGUUCACUGUGCAUGCCAUAGGCUACAGCUUGCAAGCUUACAAGCAGCUAAGACUGUUCCAGAAAUACAAAAAGUCUUUGGCAUGAUGGGUAACAUAUGGAAGUUGUUCUAUUAUUCCCCAAAGAAAAUGCAAGCACUGAAAGAAGUACAAGCUGUUCUUGGAUUGCCGGAAUUGAAGGUGGUGAAACCAAGUGAUACCCGUUGGCUUUCACACGAGCGAUGUAUGCGAGCAAUUCGCAAAGAGCUGCCUGCUCUUAUAACUACACUGCAACAGCUGUAUGAGACAACAGGUGAUGCGGAAGCUUUUGGCUUAAGUACACUUCUCUCUUGUUUUACUGGAGUAGCCAGUAUCUGCUUUCUUUCCUACGUCCUUGACACUCUGGCAAAAAUGAAUGUUGCCAUGCAAAGGAAGGUGACUGACUUUAGCAAGUUAAAAAUCAUGUUGCAAUUCACACGUGACGAGCUAAAGUCAUUGAAGAGUGACACAGCUGAUUGGUGUUGCAUAACUACAUCCAUGUUAGCUUCGCUGGAGACAGAGUAUGGAAUCGACAUUGGAAGACACAGAGCUGCAUCUCCUCGAUCAAAAUUUGCAAAGAUUAGCAGCAUUGAAGAAUACCUGUCACUCAUUGGAAUUCCUUACAUUGACACUCUGCUAGGAAAUAUUGAGAGUCGGUUCUCAGAUAGUGUGGUUAAAUUGCUGGUUGCUACAUCUAUUUUCAAUCCUUCUCAACUACCAGCAGAAGGAUUUUUAUCUUCCUAUGGUCUGCAAGAAAUUAAGGAACUAGCUGACUUCUAUGGCAAUGCCGCUUCUGUAGAACAUUGUGGUGAAACAUAUACAUCACCACCCCUACUCGAUGGAGAAGAACUGGUUUCUGAAUGGAAAUUUUUUAGGCGAGCUCUAUGCAAAGAGAAAGAACUAUUUGUACGUACUAAUCAGACAACUCCUAGUAUACAAGAGUUGUUGACAUCAAUGCAAGCAUGUGACGCAUACAAGGGUGUGGUAUCCUUACGACAUGGAACUAACAUUAAGAUAAAGACUUGUGAUUCCGUAAAUACUGUACUGUAA